This is a messenger RNA of Ambispora leptoticha, 238 nucleotides long. NCBI's taxonomy places the organism in Eukaryota, Fungi, Glomeromycota, Glomeromycetes, Archaeosporales, Ambisporaceae. The record is from the annotation of a GenBank genome assembly.
GCCAUUUGAGUUAAUCUUUGGUUAUGAACCUCAUAGUAAUUAUGUUCUUCUUGACCAACUUUGGUCUCAAGGAAUUAGAGAUGAAGAAAAUAUUUCUAAUGACGUUCAAAUUGAAGAAUAUUAUGAUGUUCAGUUUGAUAAUGAUAAUGAGGACAAUAUCCAGGUUGAAGAAGAUGAAGACGAUAGCAUAAAUGAGAGUUUAAUAAAAAUUGAAAUGAAAAUUUAUCACAAAACGUGA